AACUAAAUUGAUUUUUGGAUUUAUAAACUUUACUUUCUGUUGUGUAAAAAGAGCAUGCAUUCUCCUAUAAUUCAAUACCAAAUGAUAUCUCAUAUUUUCUGAUAACAAACAAAAAAAGUUAUUGAAGUUUAAUCCUAACAGAAUAGUGAAAUAUAAAAACGAGUACUAUCGAAAUGAGUAAAAUAAUUACGGAGAGAAAGAGUUAAAACUAGAAUCUACAAAGAAAGCAUUCAUCAUCUUCACCUUUGAACUCUUGCUGUAGUUCAUCCAGCAAUAACGACCACAUUCUAGUUCUGUGGGUCUUUCAGUUCUCGGAAUCAAAAGACAACUUCACACAGAAAUGUUGUUUCAUGGGCAAGAGAGCUCUACUAUAAAAUUCAAUGCACGCCAGACGUGAGACAGUUUACAGUUUCUCUAGAUCAGCUGCAGUUUACGUGGUAGUGCUAAAAUGUUGGGGUGUAAAAUGUUGGUAAUUAAUCUGAUAUGUCAAGUUGGUCAAUAAAACACACACACACGAAGGAAGAAUGACCUUUAACCCUUGUUUUAUUGCCCUAAAUUAUAUCUUCUCCCUGGCUGUACUCCAGCUAAAGGCUGAUCCAACGGAUCUAGUCGAUAACAGAAGCCAAGACACAGCUGCAAAGGGCUACCAUCUUUUUCUACACAGACUAAAAAGCGAUGACCACAAAACAGACAAGCUCUCUCACUUAGGAAACAAUGUUCUACAUCGACAAGAUAGUAUCUUCAUCAAAGCAGGCAGGGGAUUCAGCUAUACGACAGAUGCAUACAACUAUCAGUAUGUAAAGCGUAGAGGAUUGACAAGUGCCAAAUUUAAAGAGAUAAACAUGCCUCUAUUAGACAAACUACAGAGAAAGACUAGAUCUACGAACACAAAGAGAUUUGUUCAGAUAAGACCGCACCGUUUGAAACAUAACAUUCCAGAGUUUCUUUCAGAGAAAAUAAUCAAGAACCUCAAGUCUAACAAUGAAAACCAAUCAGACGCCAAGUUUCAUAAUGAGGUUUUACAGAAUGCAGGACAUGUCAGUGUUUUCAGCACUAAUGUAAGCUUAGCAUCACCAACGUCCAGCGAUGCUAAUGAUAUAGAAACAAAACUGAAGACUGUUAAUGUCCAGAUUGAGAAUCCACCAGUAAGACCGAAUGAUUUGAACAACACAGUGAUAGAUGGUGUAAACUCAAACAAUAAGUCUAGCAAUGCAAUGAACAAAGAAGAAGUUAACAAAAAACUGCAAGAGAUUUGGAAGACAGACUUUAAGUCUUCUACGAAUGAUGUAGCAGACACAAUGGCAGUUCUCGCCCUUGCAGUAAAACUAUUAUAUGAAGAGCAGAACAUUUUAAGAGAUUCCAAUUUUAAGCUACAAAGUGAAAUUACAGCAUGUCAAGGUCACUCUCGUUACAUUCAGACCAAAGUGAACAGAUUGCAAGAGUGGAAACUUGAUUCAAUGAACCAAAUCAAUGCCAUCGAGCAGUGGAUAAAACUCAAAUUUAUAUCCAUGAGGAAAAAACAUAGACAGGUUCAGAAAAACAUAGCCGCUUUAAAUCAGCUUUAUAUCAAAACAAUGUGUCACGUUUGCAAUGUAUCGACUCCUGACAGUGGUAUGCUACACAUAAAAGGUUCUCUCCAAACACAGAGAUUUGUAUUACAAGCGAAGAAACGGUAUCAUGCUACUAUGAGAAGUAUUCAGGAUCAUGCUACUAUGAGAAGUAUUCAGGAUCAUGCUACUAUGAGAAGUAUUCAGGAUCGCAGAAAAAGAAGCGGUAAAGUCCACACUGAACAACCACAAAACACAGUCAAGGAUUUAGGUAAGCUCCAAGGUAACAGGAAUGUACUAGAUGGCAAAGGCGACAGAGACUAUAACAUGUCGAGAGGCAAUUCAGCUGGAACUGAGAUUGUCACUCUAAAGGAAAACACCACAACUGCUACUGUAGUGAAGUGGUUUCAAAGCUUUGACGAUCUCACCAACAAAAGUGAAACAGAGGGUUCAAGGUCAGAACACCGGGUUGAUGAAUAUCUGAUGACAAAUAGUGCAGGUCAACAAAAUGAACGUCAAUAUGGUGACGUUUUAUAUUCAACCGUAUCAACAAGUGCUACACUAAAAACAACGUUGGAUGUCUCUCAAAACCAAGCACUAAAUGUAUCUGAUGCUGCUGCUCUUAGUUUGACUACAUUCACAGAAACAUUUACCAUUAAUACAAGCUCGUCAUCUACCAACACAACUUACAAGACAGAUUCUUCAACACUUACAUAUCAAACUACGUCAGGACCAGCUCUUGACUUACAGACUAAAGGAAUUGACAUGUCAGAAGCAACCCUUAAGGCAUUACAAAGAACAUAUAGUCUGCCAUCAACUGAUGUAGAACAAAUACAUGUAUCCACAACCCACAUCGAUGAUUUAGCAUCAAAAACAAAUUUGAGUCAGGACUUGAUGAACGAGACAGUUAAUGUCACAAAUUCAAACCUAAAAGAUCAAUUAUAUUCUUUCUUUUUUGAUGCAAGGUCUAAACAAGACGUAUCCAACUCCUCACAUUUAAGAGACGCGCGUUUUGUGGCUGAAGAACAUUUAUCAAACAAAACAUUUGAAGAGAUUCAAUCAAAUGCGAUACUUCGCGAAAACGAUUUCUCUAAUUACGAAGAUAACAUCACAGAUACACUAUCUGCAUUGUUCAAUCACACCACAGAUACACUAUCUGCAUUGUUCAAUGACACCACAGAUACAUUAUCUGCAUUGUUCAAUGACACCACAGAUACACUAUCUGCAUUGGUCAAUGACACAAACAUUUCUAGCCAAACUUAUCCUUUCUUGAAUCAAUCAUUGCCUGAAACAACUAGUGAACCAUCUAAUCAAAAACAAGAUUUGGAGUUUUCUAACUCUGAGGUUACUUUAACAAAAAAUAUUUUAGAUGUAAAUGUAACAGGUACUGAGAUACAAAUCAAUGGCUCGAUAUCAACUUUUAUUUCAAACUUCAGUGACUACAUAGUUAACACUACUGAGUCAAGUACACUCAAUGAAACAACUCAUACAUUCACUAACUCUUUAACAGAGUCAAGUACAAUGAAUGUAACAACCCAACCUUUAAAUAACUCAUUUACUGAGUCAACAGACUUUAACAGUUUAGGAAACGAAACCCAGAACUUGUUUGAUUACAGUCCAAGUGCAUUGAACAAUUCCAAUCAAGAUUCUCUACACCAAGUGUCCACUGUUAUCAACAAUAGUACACGUUUCUUUCGCCCUGACAGUACAUCUGUCUUCUCAAAACCAAAUUUAGAGGAAAGAGUUAAAGUCUUAGAGCAAACUGUUGUAAGAUUGGUGUCUACAUGUCUGAAUAUUUCAAGCAUCAAGCAAGAAAACGAAAACAAAAGUCUGAACCUGCUGAAAAUGUUGACCAAGCAGAAGUCUGCCACCGAGUCACUCACUGAAGAGUUCCGCAAACACAAGACAGAGACAAGCAAUAUCAGGAGCAAUGUCAGCAAACAUUACCAGCAUUCCAACACAGUCCACACUGAGAUGAGAAACAAGACUUUAAAGCUGGGUCAGGAGCUGAAAGAACAGGGAGCUGAGUUGCAACAUCUUCACGCUUAUCUGACCAAAGCAUCAUUAAUGUUGACCAAGCUGGCUAGCCAAGUUUCUGCAAUUAAUAUGAAAGAAUUCAUUACUAAAGUUCGAGAGUCGAUAUUCAAUUUGACCAAAGAGAUAGUCACAACUGACCAGUGGAGAUCGAGUCUGGCACAACUUGAGAACAGUACUAGCGACAAUAAGUAUUUUCAUUAAUAAUGUAGAUAUAUAAUACUUUAAAUAACAAUAGUGUCUAUUAGAAAUACUAAGACAUUAUACAACCACGUUGCGAAUGAAAUAGAUACAUCUACUGAAAUCAAUGACGGCUGAUGUCACAAUGCUUGACUAAAUAAACAAUGGCAUACGCA
Messenger RNA from Biomphalaria glabrata, 3937 nucleotides. RefSeq lists its product as uncharacterized. The transcript is spliced from 4 exons. The record is from RefSeq and is a predicted model, not a curated record. Bases 525 to 3785 code for a protein of 1086 amino acids. NCBI's taxonomy places the organism in Eukaryota, Metazoa, Mollusca, Gastropoda, Planorbidae.